Molecule: messenger RNA, 1070 nt
Organism: Apis laboriosa (Himalayan honeybee)
Lineage: Eukaryota; Metazoa; Arthropoda; Insecta; Hymenoptera; Apidae
Gene: ATPsyngamma
Product: ATP synthase subunit gamma, mitochondrial
Exons: 3
Coding region: 127-1020 (297 amino acids)
Biological process (GO): proton motive force-driven ATP synthesis
Molecular function (GO): proton-transporting ATP synthase activity, rotational mechanism
Source: RefSeq, a predicted model, not a curated record
UAUAUGUAUAGGUAUCUAUAUCACUUUCUGUGACUUCAUGUCUUAUGAUCAUUUCUAUCUUGUUUGACAUAAUUUUUUCAUUUUUUAUCAUAUUGUAAUAAAUCGUGUGGAAUAUUUAAUUCCAAAAUGUUUUCUAAUCAUAUGAAAACACUUGUACAACUUGCUGUACAACAACAACAGCAACAUCAACGUGGUAUGGCAACUCUUAAAGCCAUUUCUAUAAGAUUAAAAUCUGUAAAAAAUAUUCAGAAAAUUACUCAAUCAAUGAAAAUGGUAUCUGCUGCUAAAUAUAAUAGAGCAGAAAGAGAUUUAAAACAAGCAAGACCUCUUGGUGUUGGCACAAAAAUCUUUUAUGAACAAGCUGAAAUUCAAGCUCCGCCAGAAGAUGAAAAAAAACUUGUAGUAGCAAUAACAAGUGAUCGUGGAUUGUGUGGUGCUGUACAUACUGGAGUUUCUCGUAAUAUUAGAGAUUCUCUUUUAGCAGAUCCCAAAGAACGUGAAAAUACAAAAAUUAUAUGUGUUGGUGAAAAAUCACGAGCAAUUUUGUCACGAUUGUUUGCUAAUAAUAUAUUAUUUGUUGCAUCUGAAGUUGGUCGUAAACCACCUACAUUUAAUGAUGCUGCCAAAGUAGCAAUUGAAAUCAUGAACAGUGGAUAUAGUUUUGGUUCUGGUCGUAUUGUUUAUAAUAGAUUCAAAUCUGUGGUAUCAUAUAGCGUUGACCAAUUACCUCUUUUUGAUAAAAAUGCAAUAGUUAGUGCACCAAAAUUAUCUUUAUAUGAUUCUUUGGAUGAAAAUGUAAUUCAAAGCUACUUAGAAUUUUCUCUAACCUCUUUAUUAUUUUAUUCAAUGAAAGAAGGUGCUUGUAGUGAACAAUCAAGUCGAAUGACUGCUAUGGAUAAUGCUAGUAAAAAUGCAGGAGAGAUGAUAGAUAAAUUAACUCUGACAUUCAAUCGUACUCGACAAGCUGUAAUUACUAGAGAAUUGAUUGAAAUUAUUUCUGGUGCUGCUGCUUUGGAUUAAAAAAAAAAAAUAUUUAUGAAAAAAUUAAUACAUUAUAGUGUUGUGAAGUA